UAAUUUGUGCAGUUCUCAUUGACAAGUCAGGACGAUGGUGAGCUCCCCGCCGGCGCACGGUCGCACACUGAACCAAGCAUGCAAUGUUGCUCUCAUCGAAACAGACACAGAUGGAUAGUCUCGUUCAACCACUUGUUGCCCAGUAUCUCGCUAUGGGCUGCCAAUCCAAAGAAAAUGGACAAAAUGAAAACGUGGGCUCGAAUGGAAAGGAAAAAGAACAUUCACGUCUCUCUCCAGGACCGGGAUGUGGCUCCAGAUCUAAGGUCUGUCCACCAGUGCCUGCCCGGCCUCAGCGGUUCAACAGGCCCAAAUUGGCCCAGAUGACCCAGGGCAAGGUCACAAUGUCUCUGCCAGGACACUUCACAAAGGGGGCCAGCUGGGAGGAGGUGAUCCAGGCCUGUAUCCAGUCCUUUGACAUUGAGGGCUCUGUAUGUGGGAGCAGCCACCUGAUGAACAUCACCCUGACCAUGCACCGACUCCUCAUGUCCUCCAGUGACCUCCUGGAGAAACUCACCUCCCUAUUUAAAAGCGCCGUGGAGAAUGAGCAGUCCACAGAAUGUGAGAGGAUCUGCUACUUCAUCAGGUAUUGGAUCCAGGAGUUCUGGACAAUGUUCCGGUUGCACAGCAGCCUGUCUGACUCCAUGGAACAGUUCCAGGAUCUGAUCAGAGAUCAGGGCCAGGAGAGGCUGUGCCCUCUGUUGCAGACUCAAUGGAUAAAUGACAGGCACUGGUCUCAGAAGCCCAGUCAGAAAAUCAAGGCUAACAGCAGUAAGAAGAGGAAAGUGUCUCUGCUGUUUGAUCACCUGGAGCCCAUCGAACUGGCUGAGCACCUCACCUACCUGGAGUUCAAGUCCUUCUGUAGAAUAUCAUUUGCAGACUACCAGAACUACAUCCGCAGUUGCUGCAUGAAGGACAACCCCAUGAUGGAACGUUCCAUUACGUUGUGUAAUGGUAUCUCACAGUGGGUGCAGCUCAUGGUUCUGAGUCGGCCUACAGCUCAGCUGAGAGCAGAGGUUUUCACCAAGUUCAUCCAUGUGGCUCAGAGCCUCCAUCUUAUGCACAACUUCAACACACUAAUGGCUGUGGUGGGGGGCCUGUGCCACAGCUCCAUCUCCAGACUUAAAGAGACCAGUUCACAUGUAUCCCACGAGGUCACCAAGGUGCUGAAUGAGAUGACAGACCUCCUGUCCUCCUGUAGGAACUAUGACAACUACCGUCAGGCGUACAGCAGGUGUGCAGGCUUUAAGAUCCCCAUCCUGGGGGUCCAUCUCAAGGACCUGAUCUCAGUCAACGAGGCAAUGUCAGACUAUGUAGAGGACUACAAGGUGAAUGUUCAGAAGCUCCAGGCUUUGUACAACCACAUCAACGAGCUGAUCCAGCUACAGCAGAUCACCCCACAGCUCGAUGCCAACAAAGACCUGGUCCACCUUCUCACGCUGUCCCUGGACCUCUACUACACAGAGGAUGAGAUUUAUGAGCUGUCUUACACCAGGGAGCCCAAGAACAGCAAAGCACCCCCAGCCACCCCCUCUAGACCUCCAGUGGUUGUGAACUGGGCUUCAGGAGUGCCCCCAAAACCUGACCCAAAAACCAUCAGCAAACAUGUGCAACGAAUGGUGGAUUCCGUGUUUAAGAACUAUGACCAUGAUGAGAAUGGCUUCAUCUCUCAAGGGGACUUUGAGAAAAUUGCUGCUAGCUUUCCAUUCUCCUUCUGUGUCAUGGACAAAGAGAAGGAAGGCCUCAUCAGCAGAGAGGAGAUCACAGCCUAUUUCAUGCGUGCUAGUGUCAUCUGUUCCAAACUGGGUCUUGGCUUUGUCCACAACUUUCAGGAGACCACCUACAUGAAGCCCACAUUCUGUGACAACUGCUCCGGAUUUUUGUGGGGCGUCAUAAAACAAGGCUACAGAUGCAGAGACUGUGGUAUGAACUGCCAUAGGCUCUGUAAGGAUCAGGUGGCGUUUGAGUGUAAGAAGAAUGCCAAAGGCAGUAGCACCUCUGAAGGUCCGCUAACACCAGGCUCCACACCCGGCACUACAGGUGGGCCGGAAGGCUCAGAAGAGGGGCCUUUCCCGUACCCCUCAGAGGAAUGUAGGGACUGGAGCCUUGACUCACCGACCCCCUCCCAUCUGAGGCUCCCCCCUGAGCUGGCCAUUCCUGUGGGGGUCCACCGCAGCACCCAGACAGAGGGCCCCCACGCCCCUGCCCCCCCUCCAGAGCCUAGUCGGCUGCAGCCAGUACAGUCCUCUCUCCUGGCCCCUGUACCCUCCUCUCUCUUGGCCCCCGUACCCCCCUCCCUCACCCCAUGCCCCAGCCCGGUGCCCCAACGCAAACAACGGGCCUACGCCAAGUGGGAGAACAGAGCUUCUACAGUGCUACAGCCCAGGGAGCCGGACGAAGACAACAAACCCACCUAUGAUACUCUGGAAACGGAGAACCAGAAGCUUCAGAAGAACAACGAGACGCUGCGUAAGAAGCUGAGGGAGACGCAGCGCGAGGUAGAGAUCCUGCAGACACUCCUAAAGAGGCAUGCCCUUCACUCCGUGGUGGAGGACUCCUCCUCCUCCUCCUAGCCAGGAACGCCCCUCAGCCAGUCAGACACACCCACUCUAUGACAUCACAAGUGAUGCUCAGCCAUCUGUCUCCAGAGCCAUUGACAGUACUGUAUGUCUUGGAGGACCCUAGUGCCACACAGUCGAGAAGAUACACAGAGGGACCUAAACUUCCCUGUGAGGAGACGCUGUUACUCACAGUAUGGUACAUACAGCCAGUCUUAGUUGCAGCCAAUCACUGCCAAAACGGGGUUAUGAGGCAAAACCAAUGAAAGUACCAUCCUGGAUAGGACACAGACAAUCAAAGUACAGUACCAGCCAUCAUGGAACAUAGCCAAAACAUAUCCAAUCAGUGUGCCAUCGGCUUUGGGACUCUGACAAUCAGAAAACCACACAGUAUGGCAGAAAGGCCAGGAAACUGGAGAAGUUAAUUCUGGUGUACUGUGUAGUUAUUGUCCUGCCUUAGGUAAUAACAAGGUUGCAUAUUGCAUACAACAUGUAAAUCCACGUGAUUUUAAUGUUACUGUCCAUAUUUAUUGUUAAAACACUACAAACUCAGAGUUAAUGUCAAUCAUUGAGGAAAAGAUAAGCAGAGUUCCAUUUUUUUUAUACAGGUAGAUAUAGACAAAUAGUUGUUUUUAUGUAUGUGUAAGACAUUUUAUCGAAAGAAUACAUUCAACCACAGUUUUAUCAUGUAUAUUUCAUCAGCUCAGUGUUGUCCAUAGUAGCAAUUAACAUAAUAUUAGAUGUUUCACCAAUGACAUACCAUGUAAAUACCCUAAGCGCAUGAUAUAUUGUGGUGCCAACGUACCAGUAUUUCUCUCAAGAUGUCCUCUCUCAGUAUUGCUGUCAUAAUGAAUGUUAUAAUAAAGACAUAUUCUCUAUUAGU
Salvelinus sp. IW2-2015 is the source of this 3438-nucleotide messenger RNA. Its product is annotated as RAS guanyl-releasing protein 1. Gene Ontology annotation, biological process: positive regulation of GTPase activity; Ras protein signal transduction. The record is from RefSeq and is a predicted model, not a curated record. Gene Ontology annotation, molecular function: guanyl-nucleotide exchange factor activity; calcium ion binding. NCBI's taxonomy places the organism in Eukaryota, Metazoa, Chordata, Actinopteri, Salmoniformes, Salmonidae. Gene Ontology annotation, cellular component: plasma membrane.